Messenger RNA from Aphis gossypii (cotton aphid), 1219 nucleotides. RefSeq names its product putative tRNA (cytidine(32)/guanosine(34)-2'-O)-methyltransferase. Gene Ontology annotation, molecular function: tRNA methyltransferase activity. The coding region runs from base 193 to 1119 and encodes 308 amino acids. Gene Ontology annotation, cellular component: cytoplasm. Lineage: Eukaryota; Metazoa; Arthropoda; Insecta; Hemiptera; Aphididae. The record is from RefSeq and is a predicted model, not a curated record. Gene Ontology annotation, biological process: tRNA methylation; cytoplasmic translation. The transcript has a single exon.
AUUGUUACGCGCGGGUACGAAUUUCUUAUAUUAUUUAUUAUCUCAGUGCACGUGGGCUACGGUAUAAUAUUAUUGUAAUUUUGUUAUUGUUUUACUGUUAAUUAAUAAUUAGACAUAAAGUCAAUAAUUUAACAAAAGGUUCCACGCAUUGACCCAUACGCCGCUAGCGUAUUUUAACCAGCCUCAGGUCAAAUGGGCAAGUCGUCCAAGGACAAGCGUGACAUAUACUACCGGCUGGCCAAGGAACAGGGUUGGCGGGCCCGAAGCGCGUUCAAACUGAUCCAGAUCGACGGACAGUUCAAAGUGCUGGACGGCGUUAGUCGAGUGGUGGACCUGUGCGCGGCCCCCGGAAGCUGGAGCCAAGUGCUGAGCAAGGCACUGUACUCGGACCGCGGUGGUAAGGACGACGUGAAGAUCGUCGCGGUAGACCUUCAGUCGAUGGCCCCGCUCCCCGGCGUCGUGCAGCUGAAGGGCGACAUCACCAAGGAGAGUACCGCCAAAGAGAUACUUUCCCAGUUCGAGGAGGGACAACUGGUGGACCUGGUCGUGUUCGACGGCGCGCCGGACGUCACCGGGCUCCACGAUCUGGACGAGUAUGUGCAGGCACAACUGCUGCUUGCCGCUAUGAACAUCACCACUUAUCUGCUCAAGCCGGGCGGCACGUUCAUUGGGAAGAUAUUCCGCGGCAAAGACUCCUCCCUGCUCAUUGCCCAGCUCGAGAUAUUCUUCGGCGACGUGGUCGUCGCCAAGCCGUGUAGCUCUCGCAAUUCCAGCAUUGAGUCUUUUGUUGUGUGCCGAGACUUCCGAUUGCCCGAUGGCUACACUCCCACCAUGGCCAAUCCGCUAAUGACCAAUGACUCGCGGCCCUGGGAUGAGAUGGACGUGCAUCCGAUCAUCACGCCAUUCGUGGCUUGCGGUAGUUUGAGCGGCUUUGAUGCCGACAAGACCUAUCCUUUAGAAAUUGAUGGCCUGCAAUACACACAGAGGAAUCCUGUACAGGGGCCGAUAGCACCACCGUAUGAGAAAUCAAAGCCGUUGAUAACUACAAAGGGCAUGAGUGUUGUCCAUACACCUGUUGACCAAGUCGUUGCCUGUACGGAAAAAUUGACUUUUGACUAAUUUUUAUGUCACCGUAGGUUACGAUUAUAUUCUCUAAAUUACAUCAAUGUUUAUGAUUUGCAAUACAUCUACUCAUGUAUUUUGUGUACCUUAAGUAUUA